This is a messenger RNA of Striga asiatica, 1802 nucleotides long. The record is from the annotation of a GenBank genome assembly. NCBI's taxonomy places the organism in Eukaryota, Viridiplantae, Streptophyta, Magnoliopsida, Lamiales, Orobanchaceae.
CAUGAAGAUGGCCCGGCCCCGCCGGACCCGAAAACAGGAUAGGGAAAAACGAUCAUCACAAUUCACAAACCGCAAAAACCGGCAUUUUUGAAUCAUCAUAUUCACGAGGACGAUGAGCAAGCUCAAAGUAUCCAGCUCCGAAUUGGAUUUCGAUCGACCCAACAUUGAGGAUUACCUUCCUUCCGGAUCCAUUCAAGAGCCUCACGGCAAGCUCCGCCUGCGUGAUUUGCUCGAUAUUUCUCCGACUCUAACAGAGGCGGCUGGUGCCGUUGUUGAUUACAUUAGGAAAGACAAUUUAUCAGUUCUGAUCAUGGGUUUUCUCUAUUUCUUGGAAAGUUGCUCUGAAACUAUUAGUCUAGCUGAUCUAUGGCUUGAGUGGAAAUAUGGCUGGGUCAUGCUCAGUAUUCUUGCGCUUCAGAAGCAUAACCGAGUUUUGUUCUUGAUGCAUGACAGGACUCUUUCACAAGAUGCUUCAAGUCUAAUCCUCCAGAGCCAUGGAACUGGAACAUAUACUUGUUCCCUUUGUGGUGCCUGGGAGUUUUGUCAGAUAUGGGUUACUUUUCCCACUGAGAGAGGUCUAGUGGAGUUGAUUUGCAGCUUUUUUGUUGCAUCGUGGACUGGGGUUGUCAAAUACCACGGUCCACGUCCAAGCAUUCGUCCGAAGCAGGUUUUUGUGGCUAAUCACACGUCCAUGAUUGAUUUCAUUGUUUUAGAACAAAUGACGGCAUUUGCAGUGAUAAUGCAGAAGCAUCCUGGGUGGGUUGGUCUAUUGCAGAGCACUAUUUUGGAAAGUCUAGGAUGUAUUUGGUUCAAUCGAUCAGAGGCCAAGGAUCGUGAAAUUGUUGCCCGAAAGCUAAGGGAACAUGUCCAUGGGGCUGAUAAUAAUCCUCUCCUUAUAUUUCCUGAAGGAACUUGUGUGAAUAACCACUACACUGUGAUGUUUAAGAAGGGUGCAUUUGAACUUGGCUGCACAGUCUGUCCAGUUGCAAUCAAGUAUAACAAGAUCUUUGUCGAUGCAUUUUGGAACAGCCGAAAGGUGAGGGACAUUAUUUCCAUGCGAGCAGGUCUUAGGAAGGUACCAUGGGAUGGAUAUUUGAAGUACUCUCGUCCCAGUCCAAAGCAUCGUGAACGCAACCGUUUUGCAACAAAGCUUUGCAGAAUCAGUCCUCCACCACCUGGAAGAGAUAUAGAUUCGAUUAUACCGUUUGUUGUUUAUUGUCUUUUGUGGUUAGAUAGAGAGGUCGUUUAGCUGUUUUAGGGCUAGCAUGUCAAAUGGUCUAUGAAGUCUCAAGAUUGAUGAUUUUGUUCAUGGAUUUUCCUUUUUACCUUUAAUUUUUGAGUUUCUUUUCUGUAUCUUGUAUUUGUCGUUUAUAACUUUUUAUUAGUUGAACAUGAUUUAUUGAAUAUUAGUGAUCUUAAAUUUUGACCAACAAAAAGUGCCCAUGGGAACAGAACACAUUUCACUUCAGAAUUCGAUGUUAAAAAGAGUUGCCAAUUGCCAUACGGUCUUAUGUUGCUUGUACUUUACUUUUGAAACCUUAUUUGAUAUAGUGAUCUGCGAAUGGAAAAUGGCCCCACUUCCUAGGGAGAUACGAUGAGUUUCCGUCCAAAGAAUCAGGCUGCGGUAGAGAGAAAGCUCGAGUCCAAACUGGAAAAUGAAGCUGAUGGAAUCCAGUGUGGUGCAAUUCGUUAGCAAAGUCAGUUCAAUUUUUGUGUUGUUUUGUGUUGGAUUAUCUCUUUUCACAAGUCAAGUUUUUUGUUGAAUUCUAUUAUUUUAAAUGUAGUUAAUUGUUGGUUCAAUU